UCUACCUCAUACAUGCUUCAUACUCAUUCAAUGCUUUCUUGUUAAUUAAAGGUUCGGUCAUGACAUAAGCAUCUGACAUUCCUCCAAAUCUUCACUGUUCCAAAUGGAGAGAAACUCAAGAAGUUUCAGUGCAGCAGCUUUCUUCAUGGAUCAUCAUACCUCUGGCCAGCACAGUCAACCCGGCCACGCCUCAAGCUUUCAGUGGCUUUCUUUUGCCUACCAGGGCCUGACAGAAAUCCCUUAUGGAACCAUUCUAACACUAACAGAUACCCUGGAGGUGCUGGAUCUGAGUUAUAAUUUGCUGAAUGAUCUUUAUUGGAACCCGGCUCUGUUGGAUCAACUGGAGAGACUCAGCACUCUGAUCCUGGACUGCAACAACUACACCUCUCACGUCAAGUUCCCCUACAUGCCCAGCGUCACCACAGUGUGCAUCAACAAGAACAAGAUAAAUAACCUGCCCGUCUUUGUAGAAGAAAUCCGACGAAAGUUCCCCAACAUAAAGAUCCUUAGUAUGAUGAACAAUGAGGCAGCACCAAGCUAUUUCAAUGGAGGAAGUCUGACUCAGUACAAAGACUACAGACAGUAUGUCAUCAGUCAGUUACCAGGACUGGAGAUUCUGGAUGACACUGAGGUUCCGGAGAAGGAGAGAGUCCAGGCUAGAAAAACCUACAGGUUGCAACAGAGCACUCAUGGCAGUAGAAAGAGGAAGGAGGAUUCAUCCAAGAAACACACACACAUGCAGAAAAAGUCAAGUACUAUCAUAAGACAAUAGUAUACACAAAGUUUUUAAACCCGUCCCUUAUGAUGACCUUUUUAGUAAUAUAUUUAAUUAUAUAAUAUAUAAAAUAUAUCAUUGUAUGUUCUGGUUCUGCUUGUUCCAGCACUUAACUGACAUGAAAAAUUGAAAUCUAAACACUAUGUUUGUAUGGCUGCAUAUCAUAUUAAAUGGUAAUAAUUUA
Molecule: messenger RNA, 959 nt
Organism: Scomber japonicus (chub mackerel)
Lineage: Eukaryota; Metazoa; Chordata; Actinopteri; Scombriformes; Scombridae
Exons: 4
Coding region: 104-772 (222 amino acids)
Molecular function (GO): protein binding
Source: RefSeq, a predicted model, not a curated record